Molecule: messenger RNA, 767 nt
Organism: Amborella trichopoda
Lineage: Eukaryota; Viridiplantae; Streptophyta; Magnoliopsida; Amborellales; Amborellaceae
Source: RefSeq, a predicted model, not a curated record
UCUUCGCUAUUCUCUCUCUCCUGCUGCCCAAGCCUUUAUCACGUGGACCACAUGGGUGUGGAGGAGCAUGGAAAGGUUGUGGAGGAGCAUGGAAAGGUUCAUAGGAAGAUCAUCAAAGUUGGGCCAUGGGGUGGCCAAGGGGGCUCACCUUGGGAUGAUGGCUCCUUUGAUGGUGUGUGUAAGAUAACGCUUGUGUAUGACCGUUGCAUAGACUCAAUACGUGUGGAGUAUGAUAAGAAUGGGAAAUUGGUGAUGGCAGGGAAGCAUGGUGGUGAUGGAGGCAAUCGUACGACCCAUAUAAAGUUUCAAUAUCCAGAAGAGUUCAUCACAGAAGUGAGUGGCCACUAUUGUCCGGUGGUGCACGGCGGCACCCCAGUGAUCCGGUCUCUGAAAUUCACCACCAACAUGAGGACUUAUGGGCCUUACGGAGUGGAGGAGGGCACUCCAUUCUCAUGUCCCAUGGAUGGGGGCCUUAUUGUUGGAUUCAAGGGCAGGAACGGGUGGUAUCUCGACUCGAUCGAAUUUCGACUCUCACGCCUCUAUUCCUCUUCUAACUUGCUUGAUGCCAUAAAACAGAGGAUCUGCGGCUGCCUCAAAAGGCCUAAAAUGGCGAGUGUUGCAUAGGUUCUCCUUAGGAGUGCUCCAUGUGUGUAUAUGUGUGUACUUGAUAAUAUGCAGAACUUUCAUUGAUAUAUUCAGUGUGUGUUUCUAUCUUGCAAUGUAUCUAAUACUAAGUUGUUUGAGUAAAGUUUAGCAGCAUAUUGGUA